UCCGGGAACUUCCUUUUCGUUCUCUCUCUCUCAAUCCAAAAUGGUAUACAGACGUUUUGUUGAGGUCGGCCGGGUGGCCUUGAUCAAUUCUGGAGCCGAUAUGGGCAARCUUUGUGUCAUCGUUGAUAUCGUCGACCAGAACCGAGCUUUGGUUGAUGGUCCAUGCACAAGUGUCUGUCGCCAGGCUAUCAACUUCAAACAUCUGUCCCUCACUGACUUCAAAAUCAAGGUCGGAAGAUCAGCACGAAGUGGYCCUGUCAAGAAGGCAUUCGAAGCUGAACAAGUACAAGACAAAUGGGAAAAGACCAACUGGGCCAGGAAACUUGCUAUGCGCAAAAAGAGGACGUCGAUGAAUGAUUUUGAUCGCUUCAAGCUCAAACUUGCCAAGCAAAAGAAAAAUCGCAUUCUUCGGGCAGAGGUGAAGAAGCUCAAGAAGGAAGAAAAGUAGAAGUGUUCUCUUAAAUUCCCUAAUAAAAUUUCUGUUUGACCUUGA
Exaiptasia diaphana is the source of this 493-nucleotide messenger RNA. RefSeq names its product 60S ribosomal protein L14. Gene Ontology annotation, cellular component: cytosolic large ribosomal subunit; ribosome. Gene Ontology annotation, biological process: ribosomal large subunit biogenesis; translation. Bases 41 to 448 code for a protein of 135 amino acids. The record is from RefSeq and is a predicted model, not a curated record. Gene Ontology annotation, molecular function: RNA binding; structural constituent of ribosome. NCBI's taxonomy places the organism in Eukaryota, Metazoa, Cnidaria, Anthozoa, Actiniaria, Aiptasiidae. The transcript has 4 exons.